UGUGAUGGAGUCUCAUGCUCUUUGCAAAAGCUACCAUGUCACAGCCUAUCCAGAAGUGAAGGGAUUCAGUUUCUGUGAGCUGGGAUGGGAUGGUCAAGGCCCUGAACCUUACGACUGCCACUCUUUGCUCUGUGUUUAGAGACUUUGCACUUCUGGGAAAUGCGGCCACCUGCCUGUGCAGCUACCGUGGAUUGGGUGGCUCCUUGCAGAAGCUGGACUUCCCUAGGCUGAUAAAGAACAGACUCCUUAUUUCAGAUUCUGCCUGUGUGCAGCUAGCUAUGCUGUUGAAAAUGCAUUUCAGAGCUUGCUGAAUUUGUCCAUUUUUGUUGCUUUCUUUGCUAUUUCAAUACUGAGCUGCUUUGAAACGGGCUUUAAUGGUAGGUAAUUCCAAAGGUGGGGGGUGUAUGUAGCAACAGAUGAGUGGAAGCUCACUGCCAAGGUGCUGUGAUGAGCGAUUCGAGGUCAGAAGAGGCUCGGGACUGGAAAUACGAUAAGUCUUGAGGCAUCGUGAGUCUGAAUGGUAAGACGUCGGGACUGAACUGUGCAGGGUUGCAGCAGGUCACGACUGUGGCGUAUCAGGCGGCAGAGUGGAGGCCCACGAAUAGAACAGCAGUGUGCUGCGCACCAUGGGAACGGCAAUUCGCAGUGUGUGGUAUUUAGGGCUUGAAGUUACCCGUUCCCACUGCCAGGUGUAGCAAGUGAGUGCAGUUUUGUGGCUCUGAAGUGCAGAAAUGCUGGAAAACCUCCUCCCCCCUGAUGGUCAGUGAUCAUCUAUUAACCUUUAAUUUGAAUUGUGCGAUUUGAAUCAGUUAACAUGGUUUAGAAAACGGUGAGCACAUCUACAAAUGGCCUUAGAGACCUGCUGUUGCUCCUGAAUCCAGACUUGUAGUGUGCUGCAGUGCUGCCCAGCUAGGCCAGCUGCUUCCACCCCAGCCCUCUCGGCUGCGGGAAGCAGGAGGUGCUCAGCACGUCGGAGACCGGCCUCCUGCAGCAACACUGAAAACAAACAGAACGUGGCCACGGCAAACCAGCACUGGACUGGAGUAACACCAGUGGGGAGUGAAGUCGGGCACAGUGGUGGGUGCAUGCGGGGGGUGCUGAUUUAUCCAGGAGGCUGGCAGGUGCCCCCCUCUGAGGGAACUGGUCGCUGCGAAACGGGAGCAGCUGUCAGCGCCCAGAGGGAGGGUACCGGGUUUGAAGAUAAGUGCAAUGGCUGCAUCAGUCAGAUCGCAGCUUGGGCACUAGUACCACAAGCUGUUUGUGCAGCCUCCUGGCCCCAGCAGGCAAGGCACUUGCUUGCUGCUAGUCUGUCCCAGGUGCCAAGCAUUGAGAUAAUGAGGCUUGUGAAGGGAAGGCUCUGGGACCUGAGGUCUGUGUAAACCGGGGAGCCGUCCCGCCUCAGGUCUUCACAGCUGGGUCGGCAUGCUUGGAAAGGCCCAGCUGGGUCGGCAUGCUUGGAAAGGUGGGCCUUUGUUAAGCGCAACAGCAUUUGCUUUCCCACCUUGUAUUUAAAAAAAACCCCCCACCAAACAACCCAGUGUCCUGUUGUUUUUGGGAGUUGCCUCACUGCAGCUUCUGGACAGUCCCAGGGGUGAGCCCUGCAUGCGUGUGACCUCGCUGCCUGCUCACGCCGGGACCGGAGUUCCUGGCUCUGCUUGAACGUGGGGUUCAGGAGCUGCUCCCCACCCCUGGAGCUGGGGGUUAGCAGAGUUUCAUAGAGUUGGAACCAAGCGGCUGCCUCGGGGAAAGCGGGAAUCUGCAAAUGCGAGGGGCUGGAUCUUGGCAACACGCUGGGCUUUGCACAGCAGAACAUGCCAGCCACGAGCCAGUCACCCGGACCAAGGGGAGGUAUCGCCAAUGGUUGUACCUGGUGGGGAAGGAUAUGAAGAGGCUAUCUUGUUUCACAGCUGCUUAAUUUGUUUUGGGAGACGGUCGGAUGGAUUUAUUCUUGGGGGAGGGGCAUGUCUUCUCUGCUUUCUCUCCAGCAACGGGCGAGCCUCAUGCCAUUCAGAAGCUCAGUGUGGACAAGCCCCUGGACAUCGAGCUUUGGAGGAGCUGAAAAAGGCCACCAGUGCUUUCAGUCAAGGCUCCUCGUUACUGCCUCCCCACCCAUCACUCAGCACCUCCUUACAAACCAGAUCACAUCUACAUUUCGCAAGAAAGACUUUGCUUCUGUGUGGUGCCAGAGCCUGCAAGGAGAGAGAAUCACAGCCUGAUUGUACAUGGUGGGUGUUUGUCAUCAAAAAAGGCUACCAGGACGUGGACACCUCCAUCCAGAGCUCUGUCAUCACCAAGCUCAAAGGGGUGGCCUUCACCAACACCUCGGACCUGGGGGAGAGGCUGUGGGACGCGUCCGAUUAUGUCAUCCCCCCACAGGGGGAAAGCAUCUUCUUCGUGAUGACGAACCUGAUUGUGACCCUAAACCAGACGCAGAACAUGUGCCCCGAGAGCCCUGCCAUUCCCGACGCGCUGUGCAGCAAGAACAAGGACUGCCCUCGGGGGGAACCCGUGAAAGCUGGCAACGGGGUGAAGACAGGCCGCUGCAUGAAAACGGGGAGCAACGUCAACGGGACAUGUGAGAUACUAGCGUGGUGUCCAGUGGAGAGAAAAUCCAGCGCCAAGAAGGUGCUUUUAGCGAAUGCGGAAAACUUCACCGUGUACAUCAAGAACUCAAUCCGCUUCCCAAAGUUCAAAUUCUCCAAGACGAAUGUGCUGAAAACUAACGACGACUUGUACCUGAAAUCCUGCCACUACAGCCCCAAGAACCUGUACUGCCCCAUCUUCCGCCUGGGCAACCUCGUGAGCUGGGCCGGGAGCAACUUUCAGGAGAUGGCACUUGAGGGUGGUGCCAUCGGGAUUAUGAUUGAAUGGGACUGCAACCUUGAUAAAGGGCCGUCUGAAUGCAACCCUCACUACUCUUUUACCCGGCUGGAUAACGAGUCUGGAGAAAAAUCCAUCUCCUCUGGGUACAAUUUCAGGUUUGCGAAAUACUACAAGAACACUGACGGGGUCGAGUUCCGGACGUUGAUCAAAGCCUACGGCAUCCGCUUUGACGUGAUGGUGAACGGCAAGGCGGGAAAAUUUAACAUCAUUCCAACGAUAAUCAACGUGGGUUCAGGGCUCGCGCUUAUGGGCGCAGGAGCUUUCUUCUGCGACCUGGUGCUGCUGUACCUCAUCAAAAAGAGCCACUUUUAUCGAGGCAAAAAGUACGAGGAAGUGAAGUCCUGUUCAAGGAAUACGGUUCCGGGUGCUACCGCGAGUGGAAAUCAGAACGCCGAAUCCCUGGCUGGGCUGAGGCAACUACAGGCAGUGGAGACUUAACUGCCAGCCUGGUGGUUAGAAAACACAUUCCAUACAGAUUGUGGGGUUCAAGGCAAUGCUCAGACUGUGAGCUGGACACAGCCUGCGUCAGGUCUUUGUAUCAUCUGGCUGCCCAGAGAAGAGGUCAGUGAUGGCUGUUCGCUACCAGACAGCAGUCUGCUUGCAUCUCCUACCCCGAACCAUUCUGCUCUCUCUUGAGCCAGUGACGGCAGUCAUUGCUACAGGACUUUUAUUUUACAAAGCAACACGAAGAAGCCAAACCACGGUUUUAUACAUGCCGACAUCAAAACCAGCAUUGUGACGUGGCAGCGCUCAGCUUCUGCUGCAAGAUCAGCACCAUGAAACACGCUUAGCAUUCCCAGGAGAGGUGGGGCUGGAGAAACUGGUGCUUCCCACUCCGUUCCGCUGCCUUAGCUUCCAGAUCCUGCUAGAGGUGGAAAUCGAUCGGCCUGCUUGCCCCGGGACGAGGGAGCGCUGGUCUUUCAUGCAACCAAGGAACAGGGCCGGGGUGGGGGCUCCUUCCCUUUCAGAGCCCCUGCUGCCGAGACACACUGCCCGCACGGGGCGAUAAACUCAUCGCCUUUGAAUAUAAACUGAUAGGCAGAAGUGGUGCUCUCGGGGAAAGCCCUCCCUCGAGGCAGACUGUUUCCUCCCCUCUCCAGUGAAAUGUGUUAUCAACCCUCCAUGAUACGAUAGCCUGGGCGUUGCCUUCAAGAGCACACGAGUGUUUGCAGUAACCAUGCGCAGUGUUGAUACCCGUGAGAUUUUCCACUGGUAACUGGGCCGAGUGGUUUCCCCCUUGUGGGUGUGAGAAAACCCAGGGUGUCUGCCAGGCUGGCACGGCCAGUCACCACAUUCGGGAAUGUUUUGAAUCAAGCCUGUUGCUUUCCAAGGAAGUAGGGAAAUGCCUUGGAGACGCAUGCAGUGUAGUUAACCCUUGGCUGUUUUUCUUGGGGGGAAAACAGCUGCUAGGAGUUGAAGUGGGAGAGGAAGGGAAAUCUAUCAUACCAUGGCAAUGGUCACGGUCAGCACGCUCAGGAAACUCAGUACCAGGCCCCCUCCUGCCUCCGCUUGCUUCAGCAGUGCUGCUCCAUUUCCCUAUCAUCUUGGCCUGUAGGUUUGUGAACAGUUAAGCAGCGUGCAGCACCUACCGAUUCCAGGCCCAGAGAAGGGCUUGCUGCUGCUGCCAAACAUGCCCCGUGCCGCUGGACCGGCAACGGGUGCAUCUGCUCUCCCUUCUGAUCCGCAGAUAAAGUUAAUGACUGGGCCUAAACCAGAAGCCACCGUUUAAUUUAGAAGCUGUGUGCACUCAUGCUGCUGCUGGUGCACACAAAGCCUCGUUCAUCUUUACAAGUCUCUUCUCUAGGCAAAGGAUGCUGUGUCCAUAAAGCCAUCCUAACAGGCCUGACUUAGUGUAGUCUCUUAGAAAUAUUUUUCUGUCACUGUAGUAUGACUCUUACCUAGCUAGUAGUCUGCUGGAUGAGUAGUAUUUCCAUUUAAUUCUGCUUAUGUAGUUUUAGAAGCUGAAACAAGUGGCAUAAAGGAGUGCUAUCGAACAUUGAACCAAAGUGCAGUUCAGGAAGACCAAACGGCUCGUCACAAAAAUUAGGCCGGGCUCGUUCUGUACUGAAACGAAUGUUUCAACAUGCCAGAACAGUACAACCCGCUUCCGGAGUCGAAGUCUCUCAAUCUCCUCACAAUACUCACUGCAUUGUACUAACCCACGCCCUUUCUUUUCCCUUUUGCAAACUCUAGACACUGUUUAACCGCACGAUUCUCAGGAGUUUUUUCUUUUUACCGUGUUUAAUAUCUUUGUUGAUGUUUAUAUGCAGAAACGGGGUUUUUGUCUAUUUUCAGACAACGCUCUUGGCCUCUUCUGUAACUUGUGUUAUUGCAGGUAAUACCGAUUGACCAUGUAUGAUGCUAGUUCUUCCCUUCAGUAAUGCAUUGCCUUGGCAUUUGUUUUUCAAA
This is a messenger RNA of Alligator sinensis (Chinese alligator), 5292 nucleotides long. RefSeq names its product purinergic receptor P2X 5 (gene P2RX5). The transcript has 13 exons. Gene Ontology annotation, cellular component: plasma membrane; nuclear inner membrane. The coding region runs from base 1858 to 3321 and encodes 487 amino acids. Gene Ontology annotation, molecular function: ATP binding; purinergic nucleotide receptor activity; extracellularly ATP-gated monoatomic cation channel activity. The record is from RefSeq and is a predicted model, not a curated record. Gene Ontology annotation, biological process: response to ATP; monoatomic cation transmembrane transport. NCBI's taxonomy places the organism in Eukaryota, Metazoa, Chordata, Crocodylia, Alligatoridae.